AACGUGUAAUGUAAAUUUAUCUCAUCAAAAUGUAUAUAUUUUUUACUGUAAACUCUUUAUUUAUGUCUUAUAAAUCUCAAACAUUUACGUUUUAAGUGCAGAGUAAAACUCUAACCGCUAACUUCCAAGAUGAUGGCCCUCGUAUCACCCCAGAGUUCACCCCAGAGUUCGGCUGCCGGUGGUGAAGUUUUUUUCACGUUUUUAGAUGUUUUAGAAGUCAGAACUCUUCCUAAAUCCCAGCAGGAUUUCCGAGCGAUAUCUCUGAAGCAUUGGAUGUAUUUUAAGGUUAAAUAUUUACGCAAAAUCAUUCAGGUGAGAGACGUCCUUUAUAGCUUAGCCGCAUUAGCCUUCAGCGAGUCAUGACUGCAUCUGAGGUAAAAGUUACCGUGAAGUAAUUUUCCUUCGAUUAAAAAUAAUUUAUUUGUUUGUCUGCCUAUUUUGUGUAAGCGUGCGUUCUCAUAUCAGAUGCUGAAAUGAUGCAAGUCAUAAAGAUUUAAUCCCAGCUCUCGGCUCCAUUUUUCCGUGGAAAGGUUGAUGAUAGCAUGGAAAUAUUCCCUCACGCUGAUGAUGAACAGAGAUAUAUAGAAGUUGGAGAGGACCGGUGAGGCGACAGAGGGAAAACUAGUGAAUCUGUUCAUUUAUUCAACAGCAGCUUCUUCCUGGUUGUUUCUCACACACUUUCAUUCAUUUCUCUGUCUGUCUGUCUCUCUCUCUUGGUCUCUCUCUCUCUUUCUGUUUCUCUCUUUGUCUCUGUCUGUCUCUCUGUCUCUGUUUCUCUCUCUCUGUCUCUCAGUCUCUCUCUCUCUUUCUGUUUCUCUCUUUCUCUCUGUCUGUCUCUCUCUGUCUCUCUCUCACUGUCUUCGUCUCUCUCUCUCUCGCUCUCUCUCUCUCUGUUUCUCUCUCUCUCUCUCUAUUUAUAUGACACAAUCAUUUCUGCUCUACAGAAGUCACUUAUCAAAGGCAUACAGGAAAUAUUGGUCAGGUUUUGGGUUUUAUUUAAACCUGUCAUAUUCAAAUAUUUUGUUCCACUUCCUUUUUUUCUCCUGAUAUGUAGUCUUUGUCCAUUCAUUUUCCAAAAAAUAAAAGUCCAUAAAAGUAUUUGAAAGAAAGCGUGUAGGACAGAACUGAAAGUCCCUGGCUGUGUGUGUAUGUGUGUGUGUGAGACUCAGGUAAAUCAGCAGGCGGCCGUAAAUUCCCCCUGAGCCCAUCUGCCGCGCUAACACACACACUUCACACUCCAUCAGCAGCGACAAUGUCUCUGUCCAAGCCGGCACAAUCGAAUGCCGUCCAUCUAGUCCAUCCUCUUUGCCUGGGACACGCUAGAGCGGUGAGGAUUUCCACAGAGCCAUGUCACUGACGCAGCUCUGACUGUACUUCAGAAAAAUCAAUUACUGACCUCCGCUGAACUACCCCCCCCACACACACACAUCCCCCUCCCCCCAUCUUCAGUGACGAAUCCCGUCCUCCCACCAGAGUUUUAUUUUUGGGUCCGAAGCCUCUCGACGUCCAUCUGUGCUUUUCAGCUCGAGCCAAGAGAGAAACCCAGAGAGUUUUUAGCCUUAUGGUGCGGCUUAGGAAGAGAACAGCAGGCUGGAGGUACAGAAACAUGACACUGGACUGGAACUGGUGGUGCGAGAUGGGAUAAGAAUAUCGGAGUGUUAGGAGAUACUCAUUACGUAUCAUGAUGUAUAGAUUUGAACAGCAUGUCUCUGGAGCUCCAAAUCUCCCUCAAACUUGCUGUUUACGAUACGGAUACGAUGGCAGCCAUGUUGGAAAAUGGAGUGACUUUUUUGCGCAGCACAGUUUGAUGUUUCUAACCGUGUACCUCAGCAACAGCGAGAAUCACUACACCGAGGUGCCUGUAACCCCGGAGACUCUGUGCCGGGACGUGGUGGACGUGUGUAAGGAACCCGGAGAGACGGAGUGCUACCUGGCCGAGAGCUGGAGAGGAUCAGAGCGAGUGGUUAGUGACGGUGAGAGGAUGAUGGAGCUGCUGCAGCGCUGGGGGCAGCAGAGGUCCGAGGUUCAGUUCGUUCUCCGCCAUGAGCGAGCGCCCGGUCAUGACACAGGGACUCCCAGGGGCCUGGAGCUCUCACUGAAGAGGAACAUGCUGAAAACCACGAGUGAGACGCACCUUGAGAACGGGAUGGUUCCUCCUCCUAUGGACAUUAGUCUCACGGAGCUGCAGGAGAUGGCGUCCCGGCAGCAGCAGCAGAUCAAUGUGCAGCAGCAGGUUCUGGCCUCCAAGGAGCAGCGUCUUCGCUUUCUGAAGAUGCAGGAACAGCAGCAGCGUGAGCAGGAGAAACUGCGGCUGUUACGUGAGAACGCAGAGAACCAGGAGGCAAAGCUGAGGCGUGUUCGAGCGCUCAAGGGUCAGGUGGAGCAGAAACGCCUCAGCAACAGCAAACUAGUGGAGGAGAUUGAGCAGAUGAAUGGUGUGUUCCAGCAAAAGCAGAGGGAGCUGCUCAUGGCCGUGUCCAGGGUGGAGGAGUUGAGCAAGCAGCUGGAAACGUUACGCAGCGGCAAACUGGACGAAAUCACUGAACUGGAGAGACUCUACAAAGAGCUUCAGCUGAGGAACAAGCUGAACCAGGAGCAGAGCGCUAAGCUCCAUCAGCAGAAGGAGUGUCUGAGUAAGCGCACACAGGAAGUAGCGGGGAUGGAGCGGCGGCUAGCCGACCUGCGCCAGAGACUGUGGAAGAAGAAAGCAGCGCUACAGCAGAAAGAAAACCUGCCUGUGAGUGCAGGACAACAGCCGGGUGAUGGCCAGAGCUCACAUCCUCCCUCGGUCCAGUCCAGAAUCGCCGCUGUCGGCCCUUACAUUCAGUCUCCUGCUCCUCCACUUCCUCCCAAACAGGAUGUCCUGGUGAAGCCCGCCUAUCUGGAUGGCACUAGCACACUGCCCAAACCACUUACCAAACCCACCGGUAAAAGCUCCAAACUUUCGGAAUGGAGUGUAAGUGGUGAGAUCAGCAGUGUGGGCGGGUCUCAGCGAGGUUACGCCUCAACCCUGCCACGUAUGAGUAGCCAUGGUUCCAUGGAGAAAGAUCCCGAGGCAGAUUGGAAGCCCCCACCUCUUCCGUUACGGAAGAAUCAGAGCAACGAAGACCUCUUAAACGAUGGCCAAGUUGGCGGUAAAGUGCCCCCUCCGGUCCCCAGCAAACCCAAACUAACUCAGUCCAGCUUCCCCAAGCCCUGUUUCUCCACUGGCACCUUUCCAGGCAAAGCCAAACCCACCCAACCCACCCACCAGCUGGCCCCCCACCUCCCGAAGGCACCGAUGCCCGCGGCCACAGUACGGCCCUUCAGCGUGGAGGGCUCAACAAGCAAAGGACCCACCAUCCAGAAACCUCAGACCCUGGCGGCCAGCUCCAUCUACUCCAUGUACACGCAACAGAGCUCACUAGCUAAAGGCUACCAGGGCCAGAGCACGCUGACCCGCUCACAGCCUCGUGUGUAUGGUAAACCGGUCAUCCCAUCCAGCAGAGGGCAGCACUUACACUCCCAGGACAGCAGCCACAAUGAGAAAGGCGGCUCUGUCGAGGCUGAUCAGGUAGACCAACCCUUCAGCAGCGGACCCAGUGAGGGCACAGAGUCAGAGCGAGCACCUCGUCCACUGAGUCCCACCAAGCUGCUACCGUUCCUUAUGCAACAGCACCGCCUGCAGAGCGACGCUGAAUUGGAGACACCCCGCAGACGGCUGCAGCAUGCGCCACGUCCGUUAAAGAAGCGCAGCUCCAUCACAGAGCCCGAGGGACCCGGCGGACCCAACAUCCAGAAGCUCCUAUACCAGAAGACUACACUGGCGGCCAUGGAGAUGCCAGAGAUUAACACGCCGGCUGCCGAGGAUACAGGGGGCCUGUCAGGUGGAGCUCAAAAGGCAUCAGAUACAGACAGGGAUGUAGAGGAGGAAGACCAGACUCCGCCUCCUCUUCCACCACGUUCUUCUGCUGCAGAACAGAGCAGAAGAACUGAACUGAAGGAGGAUGAUGAGCAGGAGGUGGGUAGUUCAGUUCCAGCUGAGGAAUACCCUCCGUAUCCUCCACCCCCAUACCCCAGCACAGGCAACCAGGAAGAGGAAGAGGACUGUGGCAUGACGGCACCAGAGGUCACUGGACAGGUCACGGUGCCACCGGGGAAGCGAACAAACCUGCGGAAGGUGGGGUCAGAGCGGAUCAGCCACAGCAUGAGGGUACGCUUCAAUCCACUGGCCCUCCUGCUGGACGCCUCACUGGAGGGCGAGUACGACCUGGUGCAGAGGAUCAUCUACGAGGUGGAGGACCCCAGCAUGCCCAAUGAUGAGGGCAUCACAGCGCUCCAUAACGCAGUAUGUGCAGGACAUACGGAGAUCAUGAAGUUCUUGGUGCAGUUUGGAGUCAACGUCAACGCGGCCGACAGCGACGGCUGGACGCCCCUACACUGCGCCGCUUCCUGUAAUAACGUUCAGGUGUGUAAGUUCCUGGUGGAGUCGGGCGCAGCCGUUUUCGCCACCACCUACAGCGACAUGCAGACGGCGGCGGAGAAGUGUGAGGAGCUGGAGGACGGAUACGCUCAGUGCUCACAGUUCCUCUACGGUGUGCAGGAGAAGAUGGGGGUGAUGAACCGGGGUAUUGUAUACUCGCUGUGGGACUAUGAGGCCGAGCACUCUGACGAGCUGUCGUUCACCGAGGGCGACUGCAUAACUGUGCUGAGACACGAAGACAGAGACGAGAACGAGUGGUGGUGGGCGAGGUGCGGAGACAACGAAGGAUACAUCCCCCGCAACCUGCUCGGGCUGUAUCUGCGGAUCAAACCCAGGCAGAGGAGUUUAGCCUAGACCUCACCAUGGAUCAGUCUCAAUCCAAACCACCUUCCCUCAAUUCUAGUGACCGCAAAGGGCUGAAGGAACCAAGACACUCCAAAGUGCUUCUUCCUGAGACACUGCUGCAUUCCAGAGCUUCACUUCUACUGUACGUCGAUUCGUCGUCUUCUUCAGAGGCACAAGGGAGGAUGAGGAUUUGUAAUAAUUACAUCUCAUGAAUGUUUAAACACUACUGUUCAUGGCCUUUCUAGAAUGUGAAUGUAAUUCAGAAAUAAUGAUUUGCACAGCUCUUAAGUUAUUUGUACAGAGGUGACGGCAGUUCGUAUAUCCCGAAAUCACUCAGUGAGUCAAUGAACUCGAUCAUGUGACCAUCUUGAAUUUCUAUUUUGGCCAAUUUCAGCAGACAGGUUUGUUAGAAAGCGUCUCUGGUGACGUCAUACGAUCAAGUAAGCUUAAGCUCCGCCCACAUUGACACAAAAUCAGGAUGUCCAUGCCACGUCACUUUCAUUUUUUCUGUUUCAGUGUGCAAACUGGAUUAGUUUAUCUGCUAAUAAAUAUACUUUUACGAUUAAAAAUAAUAAAUAAGAACUAUGGUGCUCAACUUCUGGUUCGUGAUAAAUGACAUCUUGUUCAAAAAUAAAUCAAUAAAACCUUUGUAAUGAAA
Molecule: messenger RNA, 5465 nt
Organism: Hemibagrus wyckioides
Lineage: Eukaryota; Metazoa; Chordata; Actinopteri; Siluriformes; Bagridae
Gene: tp53bp2b
Product: tumor protein p53 binding protein, 2b
Exons: 18
Coding region: 1682-4816 (1044 amino acids)
Biological process (GO): signal transduction; regulation of apoptotic process
Cellular component (GO): nucleus
Molecular function (GO): p53 binding
Source: RefSeq, a predicted model, not a curated record